This is a messenger RNA of Musa acuminata AAA Group (dessert banana), 2474 nucleotides long. RefSeq names its product putative pentatricopeptide repeat-containing protein At3g15200. The coding region runs from base 449 to 2179 and encodes 576 amino acids. Gene Ontology annotation, molecular function: protein binding. NCBI's taxonomy places the organism in Eukaryota, Viridiplantae, Streptophyta, Magnoliopsida, Zingiberales, Musaceae. The record is from RefSeq and is a predicted model, not a curated record. The transcript has 2 exons.
AGUGCCUCUCCAGGCUUUGCGACCCUUCGACGGCCUCGACCUCACUAUAGCUGGAACACCACCCCGAUCACAACACGACACCCUCGCCUCCUCCGCUACGAGCACACACUGCUACCAGCCUUCAAUUUCGUGCCGUCAGUCAUCCCACCAUGUUAUCCGAGCCGAGUCUCUGUUUCGAUCACCUGCCUGUGGGUUAUCGCUGUGAAGUGAGGCUUAAGAUGGGAAACACUUGUUUGAUCACCACUUGUUCGCUGAAAUGUCUUACAUAGCAUGUAUAUUUGGAUCGCGGAUUCUGCUGUCUAUUAUUAAAACCCUUGGCAACUUGCAGCGGCAUACUUGUGAUCUCCUGCAUCGCAUGGUUUUCUCUUUCAUGUGGCCUUCCCAGUGCCGUGAUCGACUGUCUGCCCCUCAAUUAAGUCUAUGAGCCGUUGCUGUCCUUUAUAUUCCGAUGUGUUACUCGAGGCUCACCAAGUCCAGGGUUCUAUUUUUGGCUGCGACUCCUGUCAUCCUUGAUCAAUUGCUACUCGUCAACCAAAAUCAUGUGCUCAAACAGACAUUUACAACCAUAGCAUCAAGCAACACCUCAUACGUCCAAGACGCAUUGUGGAACCAUUGUGCUCUGUUUAGAAUACCACUGUACUUCUCGCAGAAUAUCGGAAUUCAUUCCUUUAUUUCAUUGCAAAACAUAUAUGCAAACGGUUUCCUGGGCACUUCUAUGCAAUCUAGACUACGUCUUUCAAGUUCAGCAUCAGAAGUGUGUGUUUCAUUGCCCUCCACCGAUGGCUUGGCAUCUGAUAAUGGUCCAAGUGCUAGAGAUGCUAUGAUGAUCCAAAAGAUACUAAAGUCUCAUGAGAACAGCACUGAGCUUCCAUCGGUUCUUGAUAAAUGUAAUAUUCAGUUAACCGAAGACCUAGUUGUGAAUGUUCUUCGGAGGCACCGCUCUGAUUGGAAGCCUGCCAUGUCUUUUUUUAAUUGGGCUUCUAUGCAAAAUGAUUAUAAGCAUGGAUCAAGAGCUUACAAUGAGAUGCUUGGCAUUCUUGGUAGGAUGAAGCAAAUUGGGCUAAUGAGGCAAACUUUUGAUGAGAUUCCAAGAGAUAUAGAUCCAUCCAUCAUUAAUGACAAAACUUUUGCAAUUCUUAUGAAUAGAUAUGCAGGCACCCAUAAGGUAGAAGAAGCUAUAGAAAUAUUCUACAAGAGGAGAGAAUAUGGCUUUGAGCUUGAUAUGAUCGGCUUCCAGACACUUCUGAUGUCCCUCUGCAGAUAUAAACAUGUUGAGGAAGCAGAAGCUCUGUUUCUUCAGAAACAAGAUGAGUUCCCACCUGUUAUAAAGAGCAGAAAUAUCAUCCUUAAUGGUUGGUGUGUGCUGGGAAGCUUACGCGAAACUAAGAGAGUUUGGAAUGACAUAAUCUCUUCUGGCUGCAAACCAGAUUUGUUCACCUAUGGCAUCUUCAUUAAUGCUUUAACAAAAGCUGGAAAGCUUGGUUCUGCUGUGAAUUUAUUUACAUCCAUGUGGAAGAAGGGGUGCAAUCCAGAUGUUACAAUUUGCAAUUGCAUCAUUGAUGCAUUAUGCUUUAAGAAGAGAAUCCCGCAAGCCCUCGAGAUAUUUAGUGAAAUGAAUGAGCGUGGUUGCCUUCCAGAUGUAGCAACCUAUAACUCUCUCAUCAAACAUCUAUGUAAGAUCAGGAGGAUGCAGAAAGUACAUGAGCUGUUGGAUGACAUGGAACAAAAGGGUUGCCUCCCAAACACCAUAACUUACUCUUACAUUUUGAAAACAAUGGAAAAACCUGAAGAGGUUUCCCCUUUGUUGUUGAGAAUGGAAAGGACUGGCUGCAGAAUUGAUGCUGACACUUACAAUUUGAUCCUGAAUCUUUAUUUGCACUGGAAUUAUCAGCAGGGUGUUAGAUCUGUAUGGGCUGAAAUGAAGAGGAGCGGGUUAGGUCCUGAUCAGCGGUCUUACACAGUAAGGAUUCAUAGACUUCACAGUCAGGGAAAGCUAGAUGAGGCAUUGGAAUUCUACAGUGAAAUGAGAUCAAAAGGAAUGACUCCAGAGCCUAGGACAAGGUUAUUAGUGAAAGCAAUCCAUUUAAACAGAGAGAAGGGGGAUAAUUCAUCACACAACUCCAAUAAUGAUGCUAAGAAGAUGAAUUUGCAAGUAAAUUCACUCAAGAAUUCUUCCUAAUUUUCGUUCAGAUGAACAUGCACUGGAGACAGCUGAUGUAAGAGCGAACUCAAAGACCUCAUGGACCAUCUCAAGUGUCGAGGCAGCUGAUUUCAAAACUGAGAGAAAUGAUAAUGCUACAGCAAAUUAUAUGUAUUCCAUAAUCCAUAUACUUCAAAUAUCAUCAGCUUGCAUGAUUCAACCAAAUGUACUUCCUUCUUGGUGGUUAAUGGGUGAUUAAAGUAGCUGAGAACUGCCGGUUAAAGAAGCUUUUGCAAUACUUUAUGAGGGAUGAGAUUACUGGAUCCUUGGCUGA